Pocillopora meandrina is the source of this 8939-nucleotide messenger RNA. The record is from the annotation of a GenBank genome assembly. NCBI's taxonomy places the organism in Eukaryota, Metazoa, Cnidaria, Anthozoa, Scleractinia, Pocilloporidae.
AGUUAAAACUUGCACGAGAAAACAAAAUUCACCCAACUAUUUCUGCUCAAAAAUCUGUAUAAAAUGCCGGUUUUCACAGGUAUAUAAUUCCACCUUCGUGCCAUAUUUGAAUUUUAUCUAAAUAUUGUGUAAUUGAUGUAAUUUCCUUUCUUCAUUCUCUUAAACUAGUGUCUGUAAAGUGGGGUCGUGAGAAGUUUGAUAACAUCGAGUUGAACAGCGAUGAGUCUCCGGAGCUCUUCAAAGCUCAACUUUUCGCUUUAUCAGGAGUGGCGCCUGAAAGACAAAAAGUCAUGUUCAAGGGAUCCGUAGUUAAGGUACAUUGAUCGCUCGAUUCAUUAACAGAGCAGUUAUAAUGCAUCCUCCUUGAACUGCAAAACUAUUUAGGGAUUUGACAAUUCCUGUCCAUGUCUAGAUUAAUUACCACGUGAUUGAAUUAUCUUAUGACACAUUGACGCCGGGUGUUACACUUAAAUCCGUUAUUUUUCACAGUAUCAUUAUGAUGAUAAUUGAUAUUGAGUUUACAAUAUUUCCGUUUGUCCUGUAUCUAACGUGUCGAGCUCGUCAAAAUGGAAAAGUGUAACAUUCUGUAGCUAUAAAAGAUUUCAUUUCCUUUUAGAUUGUCGAUCCAAGCUUUUAACCUUAGAAACUUCUGGCAACAAACCGUAGAUCAGAAACCCGUAGGCAUCCCACAGCAAAGUGGUUAUUUAGACAUAAGGGUUUCAUAGUAGAGUGAUGGGAUAAAAAAAUUACUUUGAACAAGAAAUGGUAUGAAUUUUCAUCAGGACUGUCAAUUCAAACAAAAAAAUGCUUAAUUUGUAGUAUAUUAGUUAUGUUUCACAUAGUGCUGGGGUAUCACGACAUUUUCAAAACAUUUAAGAUGGCUCUGAACCUCUUCAGCAUGAUAAUUUAAACUUUACUAAAGACUUGAUAUGCUGAACAAGGUGAUUAUUUUGUUCAAAGAGGCAAUACAAAAUGGUGUCACAUGACUUGAUAUUAAGGUAAGCCUGUUCAGGCAGGUAAUACCAUUGCUAAACUAAGGUCAUAACGUGAAGGAGCUUCUCAUGAGGUCUUUUGAGUUUCAGGGUUAUACUCAUGUUUGAAAAAAAUUUCUUCUUUAAUUUAGGAUAAUGACUGGGGAAACUUCAAGCUUAAAAAUGUAAGUAAAUGAUAAGAGCAGAGUACUUAAAGCUAUUAGUUAAGGGAUCACUGGCUGGCAUUUCCUGAUCAAAUGCCACAUUGCUCAAAAACAGUACUUUGCCUCCUUAAAAAAUUUAAGUUCUGCAUGAUGUAACAACACCUUUUGGUACUGAAUAACUUCAAUUCACACUUACAAGAUCAGUACAAAGUCCAAGUACAAGCAUAGUUUUAUUUAUUUAUUACAAUCUAUGGUCAAAAAGGCCGAAGGAUAAUCUGCAAAGGAGUUUGAAAUCCCAUAUAAAAACAGAUCACCCAUGAACUAAUAUAAAUACACUAAAGAUAAUAAAUUCAAGAAAUGAAUUUAUGAAAAGGAAAAAUACCCAAGAACACUUGUGAUGAGAAUAAAGAAAAAUGUUAGUAAGGGGAUUAUUAGUUAAUCCAAUACCAAAUUCUCCAAACUGACAUGAACAUUUUAUGGCAGGUAGUAAAGCAGAAUUACUAUUUAGAUCUGGGAGUUAACAGGUUAAUGCAAAGCUUUUGUCUGGUCUCCAUGUAUUGUUGUCUUUAGGUUAUAUUUUUGGUUUCUUUAGGGAAUUACUUUACUAAUGAUGGGAUCUGUUGGAGAACUGCCACAAGCUCCUGAACAGAAGACUCUUUUUGUUGAAGACAUGACCGAAGCACAGCUGGCAUCAGCAGUAAGAGUGGAUUCUUAAUAUUAAUUAUCAAUUUACUUUAAACCCUGUUUGAAAUUUUACUUCAAUCUGAAACUAUUUGCUGUGGUCUCAUGUUAUGGUUCUACCUUUCCUUAGUAUGAAAUGCCUACUGGACUACAAAACCUCGGCAACACUUGUUACAUGAAUGCUACUGUGCAGUGCCUUCGUAAUGUUCCAGAGCUGAAGGAUGCCCUUGCAAAGUAAGCCUUGGAAAUUAUGCUUGGUAAAAAAAAAAAUUCCCAGGAAGUGUUUACCUUUUCACUUCUAAUAUCUGUUAUUAAAUAAUUUUCCUUUCUAUCUGCUAUAAAAUUCCUAUGAUGUUAGUUUGGAGAAAUUGGUAUUGGAUCAACUAAUAAUCCUCUUCUCUAUAUAUUUCUUCAUUCUCAUGACUUGUUUGCUUGAUAUUGUAUUGACAUUGUAAAGAGAAACUCUAUCUUGAUCACUCAUGAGAGUUUAAGGGUUAAAGCUUGAGGUUAUUUUACCUUUUGAAUGAGAAAUAUGAAAUGUUGAAUGUUGCAACACAAAUCGUGCUUCAAACAUUCAAACAUUCAGUUUCAUCAUUAUUUUAUCUUUAACCCUUUCACUCCCAUGAGUGACCAAGACAGAAUUUCUCCGUACAUUAUCAUACUAUGUCAAGCAGACUAGUAAUGAGAAUAAAGAAAAAUAUCAAAUUGGAGAUUAUUAGUUGAUCUAAUACCAAAUUCUCCAAACUAAUAUGAUGAGAAUUGUAUGGCAGACAGUAAAGAGAACUAAAAAUGAGAUCCUUGGAGUGAAAGGAUUAAGGAGAAGGUAUUUUAAUAGUUUCUUUUUACAAUAUUUCUUUUUCUAAUAAAUUCCAUAUGAACACAAAUUUAAAGUUUUUUCUUACACAUUGACACAUUCUUGUUAUGAUUUUGUAUCAGAUAUAAUAUCAGUGGGAACCCAAGAGAUUCUGCGCACUCCAUUACAGUGGCACUUAGAGAUCUUUACAGGAUUAUGGACAAAACACCAGAUUCUAUGCCGCCAAUUAUUUUUCUACAGGUUUGUCUUACCUGUCUUGACUAUGAACUUGAAAACAGAUUGAACUACUUUGUUUUAUUGUUUUAUAUUGCCUUGGAAAGCUUUAACUCUUUAUACCCAGACAUCUGUUCAGUAUCUAUAUUCUCUAUACUCUUCUCCAUACAUUUCUUUUAAUACUGACAGGGAUAAUUUGUUUUACAAUCAAAACUUCUUAGGUUGGUGAUCAUUCCCUUUAUUCUCAUGAUUUUAAUGAAUGGUUCAAUAGAAAUUACUGCAAGGAGAAGUUAGAUGUUGAUCACUGUUAAAGUUAAAAAGGUUAAGGAAAACAUAAUCAGAUUUCAAGGAGCCUAGCAUACAACUUGUACUCAAACCAUUACAAAACGUGCCAUAAAAUUUUACUAAACCCUUAACGCUUUAAUCUGAGUAUGCAUACUCUCCAUACUGUUCUCUAUACAUUUUCUAAGGUGCUGACAAGGAGAAUUUGUUUAACAAUCAAAUGCUUCUUUAGUUGGUGCUCAUGCACUUUAUUCUCCUGACCUUUAUAAUUGAUUAAAGGCUGAUACUGUAGGGAGAAAUUAGAUUCUAAUCACUUUGAGCAGUUAAAGGGUUGAGUGGAUUAAGGUCAAUAACUUUUUGACUUGUGAACCAUUUUUUUUUCCAGAUACUGCACAGUGUGUUUCCUCAAUUUGCAGAGAAAACUGAACAAGGAAUAUACAUGCAACAGGUUAUAAAAUACAACAUCUUGUUGUUUUUCGAGCAUUUGGUUACUAAUGUUCGCAUUGAGUUUUCCAUGAUCCUGUAUUUUUCUAACCUUGAGAUACAUUAAUCAGUUAUGUUCCUAUACCUUUGGGUUUUUUUGUGUGUAGCAUUUGAAAUAAAUUUUAAUUUAGGAGGGUAAAUCUGAGCUAAAGGAAAGUUUUUUUGUCACAAUACAGGGAAGUUUCAGUUAACCAUGUAGUGGGUUCUUUUUUUAACCCUUUAGACUUAAGAAGUUUAUAUUAUAAGUUGGAACAAUUAUUAAUUAAUUAAAAGUAAAUUUUAGAGUUUGUUUCUGAAAAAAAAACUUUUCAGGAUGCAAAUGAAUGCUGGACACAAAUAAUUCGCAUGCUGCAGCAGAAGAUACCAGCCAUAAAACCUGAUGAAAAUGGAGAUGACUCUGGAGCCAGUGCAGCUGCAGCAAAAGGAUUCAUUGAUCAGUAUUUUGGUAAGGGAAUUGUUUGACAAGUAUUGUAUCACAGACAGAUUAGUAGACUCCUAUAAAUUUCCUAGAGUCUUAAGCUUAGAUAUGUCAAUUUUAUUUUAUAGGCUUUCCCUUCUUUCCCCCCCCCCCCCCCCCCCUCACAAAUGGGAUUGGUCAAAAUGUACCAUUGGGAAAAAACUGCUAUGGAGUGCAAAUGAAUAGAGGGGGAAGGGGGUUAGUUUCUAAAGAAACUGUAGUGCUGCAUCAAUGGGGGAGUAUAACAAGAUGAUUUGGUUUAACAACUGAGUUGGUAAAUGUAAAUUGGCCACUGUCAAGAGUUUCAAAGUUGAUGUUUUGAGCAUUAGCCCUUUAUUAUGAAGUACAGUUAUAAAAUGGCCAAUAGUCACACAAUAGAAAUCUUUCUAUUACCUAAGAUUUUUAAUUUAACUCAGCUUAUCAGAUAGUGACCAGAAUAUUUUCCUCUUUGAAUUGGUUGUGAUACUGUAAUGACAUACUGACCUUACCUUUUCAUUUUUUCCUUUCAGGCAUUGAGUCAGAGUCAAUGUAUCCUUUAAAUUUUAUUAACAUUAUUAAAAUCAUUGUUUGGAGGUCAGGGACUAAGGAUUUUACUGUAAUCUUACUUCAAUGUUGUCAAUGAAUGUUAAUCCUUUGACCCCUAAGAGUGAUAAGUGUCUAAUUUCUCCUUACAAUAUCACCCUGAAUCACACAUUAAGGUCAUGAGAAUAAAGGAAAUGAUCACCAAUUUAAGAGGCCUUGAUUGUUAUUCAAAUACUCCUUGUAGCACCUUGGGGAAUGUAGAGAAAAUUGUAUGGAGAGUAUGCAUACUGAUGUUAGGGUGUAAUGGGUUAAAAGAAACUUUUACACAACAUUUUUCCCUAACUGUGGUAUAGUAUGAAGUGUAAUGAAGCACCAGAGGAGCCAGAGACAAAAUCCAAGGAAACACUGUUUCAGUUGAGUUGUUUUAUUUCACAAGGUGGGUGAUGAUUUAGCUGGAGAAAAGUGAUACCCCUCUGUCUGCAUUGUGUAUUCUAUUAACCCCUUAACUUCCAAGAUCUGAUUGUUAAUUCUCCCCUUUAGCUGUUUUGCAUUUCCUUGUAAAUUAGUUAAGAGAAUUUGGUGUUACAUCAGGGUAACAACUUCUACCUGAUAAGUUUGAGUAUUCUCAUUAUAUGUUUGCUGGAUAAUGUAUGGAUGUUAGAGGGAAAAGUAACAUGUUUUAUCAUUUCUGAGAGUUAAAGGGCUUAACAAGCUGAAAUUGGCAGUGCUUGAUUGUAAUGGAAAUGUCCAAGUUGUUAUGAAUCCUUAGAUUUUGAAAUUACAAGUUUGCAUAGAAUUUCUGAAGAGGAUUUGCGUUAAAGAUGGAGCAACAAAAGGAAAUCAGAGGAAAUAAUAAAAGCAGUUAUUUUCAGAUCCAGACAUUGAACCACAUUAUUAACUGGAAGACUGUAGAAAAUUUUAUGCAAUUUGUGAUUAAUUUUGCCUUUACUGCAAAUUUUAAAUCUUGUAUUCUCGACAUGAGUCAAUUUUAAUUUAAACAACAUUUUUGUUGUUUUCAGAUGUGAAAUACAUGCAUACUGGUCUAAAAAGUGUAAGUGUUUUUCUUAAUUCUCUUCCUUACUUUAACUCCUAGAUCAAAUUUGUCAUUCUCCUUACUGUCAACCAUACAAUUCUUAUAAUGUUAGUCAGAGAAUUAAGUAUUGGAUCAACUAAUUAUCCCCAAAUUGAUAUUUUUCUUUAUUCUCAUCACUUAUCUGCAUGACAUUGUAUUGAUAUUGUAAGGAGAAAUUCUGUCUUGGUCACUCAUGGGAGAUAAAGGUUAAAGAAAGUUAGAGAGUGGUAACUUCCUGUAAACAAUACCUUCAUUGCUGUAUUUUUUUUCCUUGUUGUUUGCACAUCACAAAUGUAUGUUUUAAAAUCUUCUUUUUAAUGUUUUUUCCUGUGGCUUAGCGUCUUGAAGAAACUAUUGAAAAACGCUCACCAACACUUGGUCGUGAUGCAGUGUACACAAAAACUGUAAGCUGUUAAUUGUUACUUUGUUCAAGUAUAAUUCCAGAACGCUUCUUAGUUUUGUGCUUCAUUUCCAGUGCGAAGAAUAUCAAAAUGUUUCCAACAAAUAUCAGAACAGCAUGACAUUAAAAGGGUCAAUUACUAUUCUUUAUCAAUGGUGGAUGAGGGCAGCUCAUUCCUUUGAAAUUUGGCCAAAAAAUUGCUCUUUAUUUCUUUUCAGUCAAAGCUGAGUCGACUCCCUGCCUACCUAACUGUCCAGUUUGUCCGGUUUUAUUUCAAAGAGAAGGAUGCAAUUAAUGCCAAGAUUCUCAAGGUGAAGUAAAACUUUGUUUGCAUCUCUCAUGAGCUCUCAGAAACUCUCAGCAUUGAUUAGUACCUAUUGGUAACCUAUGGUAGCUCUCUGCAGACUCUGGAAAAUUUUCAAGUCCAUUUAUCCUUUAUCCAUGUUUAGUUUUCAUUCUUUGGCUGGAGCUGAGAUUCAUUGAUUGUGUGCCAUUCUUGUGAGUUAUUUUCAUCGUUUUCAUGCCAUGACUAUUGUGUACUUUUUAUAUAAUAUAAAAAACAGGAUGUGAAGUUCCCAAUGUCUCUUGAUGUCUUUGAACUGUGCACUGAAGAACUUCAACAGAAGCUGUUGCCAGUUCGAACAAAAUUCAAAGAAGUUGAGGACAAGAAAGUUGAAGAAGCUGCGGUAAGGUUAAGAUACCUACGUUGUCCUUGCAAACUAACAAGUUAUUGACUUUUCGAAAUUGGAUGGUCCGUCAAUCAGUCUUUAGGUUGACUGAUCAGUCUGUUGGUUGCCAAUCUACAGGCCCAUCACUGAGUCAGUCAGUCUGAGAGUCACUCAGUCACACAGUCACUCAGGCAUUCAGUCUGUUAGGUAGUUCGUCUGUCAUUCUGUUAGUGAACCAGUCAGUUUGUUAAUGAGUUAGUGGGUCAGUCAUUUAGUCAGUCUGAGUCACUAAGUCAGUUAGUGAGUUACUCAGUCAGUUAGUAAGUCAAUCAUUAAGUCAGUUAGUAAAUGAGUCAGUCAGUCAGUCGGUUAGGCUGUGAUUCAUUCAGUAGGUCAGAAAAUGGUCGUUCAGCUGGCCAGCUAAUUGAUUGCUGGGUCAUCUAUCAAUCACUUCAAUUUUUUGGCCUCAUAAACUUGCCACACACUACUUUGACUUUGUCUUCUUCAUUUGAUAUACUAUUUUUUUUUUCUAGAAUCGUAAAAAAGAAGGCAAACAACCGAUGGAUGUGGACAAGAAAACAAAACUGGAGCCCUUUUCAUUCCAUGAUGGUCUGUUAUGAACCUCAAUGAUUAGUUUUAGCUUAGAGAUUUAAUCAGCCGCUAAAGAACUUUUCUCUAAUACAACUAAACGUUCACUUUUUAGCUGGUACUUACUCAUUUUCCAUAUGCAAUAUUAGUCAAGUGAAUUUCUACAGAUAUAUCUCAAAGCAAAUAUCUUCCCCCCCUAUAGAUAUCGGUUCAAACAACAGCGGUUAUUACGAACUAACAGCAGUAUUGACUCACCAAGGACGGUCUUCUUCAUCUGGACAUUAUCUGGCUUGGAUCAGAAGGAAAGGAGGUACCCCAGCUGGUUAUUUUUAAUCUGUCUCUACUUUCUCCAUCCUUUUCCUCCCUUAUUGCUUUUGGUUUAUUUUUUACCUCUUAAGUUUUUGUCUUGCCUUGAAAAGUAUUAGUAUCAAGUAUAUUUUUUCAUCGUUAUUUAAAGGAAAGCUUUAACAGUAUGCCCCUAACGCAAUGCAAAGCCUGCUCGAAAUUUCUAGACGUGAAGGUUCUUGAACUCAAUUCAUUUGAUGUUUGUAUAGCCUUGCAAACUAUAAUUAUCUUUGAGUUUCUUUUCGUACGUUAAGAAAGCACGUAAUGAUUUGUCUGUAAUGCAAAGACAACUCAGAACUUUGUAUUUCGAAGUUUCUUUAAAAGUCGUUUGACAAUGUUUGGGAAUAAAACAUAGUGAAAAAAAAUUUUUUUAAUUAACUCAAAGCGACGGACUAGUACAUGUAGCUAGGGUGAAAUACUAUCUCAACCAAUAAGACGUUUGCUACUGAUUUAUCGUAAGGUUUUUCCUUUUAUUCCCUAAGAGUGAAUCGCAUCUAAGGUCACGAGACCAAAGGAAAUGAUCACCAACCAAAGAUGCUCUUGAUUGUUAAACAAAUUCUCCUUGUCAGCGCCUUAGGAAAUAUAUAGAGAACAGUAUGGAGAAUAUGCAUGCUGAUAUUAGGGUAUAAAGGGGUUGAUAAUCUUAGGAGAUGGUAAAAGAUAUUUUGUCCUUUGUAGAUGACUGGGUGAAGUGUGAUGAUGACAAGAUGUCAAACGUCACAACCGAAGACAUUAUCAAACUGUCUGGCGGUGGUAAGACUAUUGAACCUUUUUGCAAUUAAAUAACGUAAGCCUAAAUGCUCAGGAUUAGAUAGUUGAUUGCUAAGCGUUCAAAAGAAAAGUGCUGAAUAGACUUCCGUAUGACUGGAAACUCAGAAAACCGUGAAUAUUAAAGAUGUUUGUGGUAUGUCGUUGUGUUUCAAGGGAAAAGCUAGUCCGGAGUCAGUAAUAGAUCAGAGAUGACGUCAAAGCGUGGUAAAAUAAAAAAAAAAGGCGCAAAGAUGAUAUUCUUACACGUUUUGACGUCUGUGAUCUGUUACUAGGGACCUAAGCAACUCACGACGGCGACGGAUGAAUGCUAAUGAUGACGUCAUCAACGUAUCUGUCCUUAAAUAGAUCAUGAAUAAAGACCAAUCGGAGUACGUGAUUAGUUCAACAUUAUCAAAUAUUUUAAGAUAACUAUGGUGAUUCUUUGUUUAGGUGACUGGCAUUGUGCUUACGUUUUGCUUUACCGACCACGUCAACUGGAAGUUGAAGAUGACAACUGAAAAUUGCAAAC